Messenger RNA from Solea solea (common sole), 2224 nucleotides. RefSeq names its product bridging integrator 2a (gene bin2a). Bases 274 to 1632 code for a protein of 452 amino acids. NCBI's taxonomy places the organism in Eukaryota, Metazoa, Chordata, Actinopteri, Pleuronectiformes, Soleidae. The record is from RefSeq and is a predicted model, not a curated record. Gene Ontology annotation, biological process: podosome assembly; phagocytosis, engulfment; plasma membrane tubulation. Gene Ontology annotation, cellular component: phagocytic cup; plasma membrane; cytoplasm. Gene Ontology annotation, molecular function: phospholipid binding; protein binding. The transcript is spliced from 13 exons.
AAAAAAAAAGAAAAAAAGCCUUAGGCCGGAUGGGACAUGGGCAUGGCUGACACUUCUGGUUGCAGAGUAAGGCGUGUUCAAUAAAUCUUUUACCCAGGAUACUGCAGACGAUUGGUUCCAAAGUUCAAGGGUAAGAAAAAGGAGAAGCACGGUGCAGAGUGAAGAGCCAGAGGAGGACGAAGUGAAAGACAACUGUCAAGGUGAUUCAUUUGUGAAUUUAUAAAGAAUUCAGUCAUUGGUGUCAACAGGAAUUAAGACAGAACUAGACCAAACAUGGCAGAUAGUCCGAAAGGCAACUCUGGAGACUUUGCUAGGAAAGUCCAAAGACAGCUGAGCAGAGGCAAAGAAAAGGUGCUGCAAAAGCUGGGAAAGGCUGAAGAGACCAGAGACGACCAGUUUGAAUUUUAUCACCAGCUCUUUUGUGACCAGCAGGCUGAUGGGAAUCGUAUAUACAAAGACCUGAGGAACUACGUUAACUCAGUGCGAGACAUGCGUGAGGCAUCAAGACGCCUUUCCACGUCACUGUUUGACGUUUAUGAAAACGACUGGGUGGGAGAGGAAGACGUGGGAGCCAUUGUAGAGGGGGAGGAUCUCCUGUGGAAUGACUACGAGGUGAAGAUAUUAGAUCAGGCCAUACGCACCAUGGAGUCCUAUGUAUGCCAGUUCCCAGAUGUCAAGGAGAAAAUUGCAAAGAGAAGAAGAAAACUGGUGGACUAUGACUCGUCCCGUCACCAUCUGGAGGCGCUGCAGACUGCAAAGAAGAGGGAUGAUGUCAAGAUAAACAAGGCAAAGGAAGAGAUGAAUAUCACCAAAAGUAUCUAUGAAGGCAUCAACAGUGAGCUAAAACACGAGCUGCCUGUGCUUUUUGACAGCCGUAUUGGAUGUUACGUCGCCGUCUUCUCAGCCGUGUCAAACCUACGAGAGACUUUCUGUAAAGAAAUGUGCACGCUCAACUUUGAUCUGCAGAAUGUGAUGAAGGAGCUGCAGGCUCAGCAUCCCGACAAAGAGUUUGCGGUGAAAGGAAUGCAGCGUCACGGCUCCCUGAGGAGACGGACACUGAUGUCCCCCAGGGCUUGGAAAUCCAGUUUCUCUGACUUUCACAGAGGCUACAAUCCUAAAUCGUCUGGCCAAAGGUUUAGCCUGAGGUCCCCAGACAAACCUCGCCGCAGCACUCUGUCCAGAGAGAGCAGCACUCUCACCGUCUCCCCGCAAACUCCAACUCUGUUGAACCCCUCGCGUGAUUCCAGGGACAUGGAUGCUGAAUCGAGCCAUAGUGAGAUCCACAGCAUCCAUAAAGUGGAAGAGGAGAAUGUAGAGAAAGGUGAGGUGCCAGAGACUGAGCCUCCCACAGAAUGUGAUGGUAAAGGAAACGGUCGGAAAGCUCCAGCCAGUGACAGCAGCUCCGAACUGAACAACUCCUAUGAGUCAGAGAGUUUGGAUCUGCAGCUGUCUCCUGCAGACAACGGCCCUCUGCACAUUGAAGAAAGAGAAGACAGCCCAGUAAUCCUCAACUCUCCUAAAUCAAAUGGCCUGGAGAAUGGUGAAGUAUCUGGAUUCAACACUGACACUAAGGACCUGAGUUUGAAGGAUGCUCCUGCAGAAACCCCAGACCCAAAAAGCACAGAGGUUUAACUUUUGACGUAAGAAGCACAGAGGAGACUCAAGUGAACAGCUGCACAAGAGAAAAAAAUGUCUGGAUACAGCUGUAGUGAAAUGUCCAACUGGUGUCAUGAAUGAUGUCCUGUGCUGAGACAUAUUGCUGUUAGAUUUAAGAAAUAUAUGUUAUAUUCUAUUUAAUUAAAUUGCAGAUACAUAGAUUUCACUAUAAUUAUUGAAAUAGCCGUCUCUUGUGUCAGGUUUUAAAAUCAGUUUGUCUAAUGUUGCACUUUUAGGUUUACAUUAUAAAAAACACUUAGAAACCACAGGGUCACUGUGUAAAGAUUUACUGCGCUUUGGUUUCAGUUUCACUGAGAACAGAGUUGAACUCCAUGCAAAUGUUGCCUUUGACCAAAAGAGCGGAUUUAAACUGACAUUUUAGUUGGGUUUUUUUUAUCCUUUAUAUUUGAUGGCAGGGAAUUCAUUUUGUACUUGAUUUUCUUAAUGAUAUGUUUGAUCCUUUCUACUCACAAAAUUUGAGUUCACUAUUUCAUCUACACCUAAGGCUUAGAUAUAUAAUUAUUGUGGGAAAAUGUUUUCAUUAUAACAUAAAUAAAUAAUACAAAUG